AUGGAAUCUCAUAAUACAAAACGAUAUUCUUUGCCAACUGAAGAAGAAUAUGAAGAAUUCAAUCAGGUGCAAUCGCGACAUUAUGUGCUCCGAUAUACUUGGCAAGCAAAUUUUUCCGCACCGGUACAUGAGAAACUACUAUCUGGUGUAAAAGUACUAGACAUUGCCUGCGGUCCGGGUUAUUGGAUACUAGAUAUGGCAUCGAAGUAUCCAAAAUCAGAAUUUACGGGCGUUGACAAAAUAUCGUUUUUUCCAUCAGAGUUGAAACCUCCCAACGCAAAUUUUGAAAAGGGAGAUGCUUUUUGUCUACCGUAUGAAGAGGGGACAUUUGACUUCAUACGAAUGAGUUUGAUGUCAUCAAUUUUCAGUGCAGAAGAUUGGAAAAAUACAAUAUUGCCCGAUGUUUUGAGAAUGCUAAAACCCGGCGGCUAUUUUGAAUCGCAAGAAUUCGAUUGGAAUAUGAUUAAUCUAGGUCCUUGUUUUGGGAAGUUGACUAAUGGAUUUAUUCAAUAUCUUGAAAUAAAUAAUAUCGACAAAUUUAUAUGUUCAAAUAUGGAAAAGUAUUUAAGAGAAACUAAUUUUAUAGAAAUUAACUCGAUCGACGUAGAAUGUCGAUUUUGGGAUGGAAGAUAUGGAAGAUUGGUUCUUGACGAUUUUAUAUUGUCUUAUAAAAGAAUUAUGUUAAAUUUUUGUAAUAUAAUUGGAAUCGACGAAGACCAAUGUUUUAAUUUACUGAGUAAUCUUGAAGAGGAAGUAAUAGAUUACAAGAGCUCAUAUAAAUUAUAUAGAUUUUUCGGAAGAAAAUCUUUUUAG
Funneliformis geosporum is the source of this 813-nucleotide messenger RNA. The record is from the annotation of a GenBank genome assembly. NCBI's taxonomy places the organism in Eukaryota, Fungi, Glomeromycota, Glomeromycetes, Glomerales, Glomeraceae.